Messenger RNA from Hyla sarda, 1648 nucleotides. RefSeq names its product peptidylprolyl isomerase like 4 (gene PPIL4). The record is from RefSeq and is a predicted model, not a curated record. Bases 145 to 1581 code for a protein of 478 amino acids. Gene Ontology annotation, biological process: protein peptidyl-prolyl isomerization. NCBI's taxonomy places the organism in Eukaryota, Metazoa, Chordata, Amphibia, Anura, Hylidae. Gene Ontology annotation, molecular function: RNA binding; peptidyl-prolyl cis-trans isomerase activity. Gene Ontology annotation, cellular component: nucleus. The transcript has 13 exons.
GCAGGAAGUGGCCGCCCGGAAGCCCCGCCCUUCACUACUUGUCAUCGCGGCAGGACUUCCGAGGGUAGUGACGUCACCGAAGGUCCUUUCUGUGUUAUCUCGUGUGGUGGAAAGGGACCGGUUACCGAGGCAGGGGCUUGUAUCAUGGCCGUACUGCUGGAGACCACAGUGGGGGACAUUGUCAUAGAUCUCUAUACGGAGGAGAGACCGCGAGCCUGCUUAAAUUUCUUGAAGCUAUGCAAGAUAAAAUACUACAAUUACUGUCUUGUUCACAAUGUGCAGCGAGAUUUUAUCAUACAGACUGGGGAUCCUUCGGGGACAGGCAGAGGAGGCGAGUCUGUCUUUAGUAAGUUGUAUGGAGAACAGGCACGUUAUUUUGAACCUGAAAAAGUGCCACGAAUAAAACACAAGAAGUUGGGAACAGUGUCGAUGGUGAACAAUGGCAGUGAUCAGCAUGGAUCACAGUUCCUUAUUACCACCGGGGUAAAUCUGGAUUAUCUAGAUGGGGUGCAUACAGUGUUUGGAGAAGUAACAGAAGGAUUGGAUGUGUUGCAGAAGAUCAAUGAGACAUUUGUGGAUAAAGACUUUGUUCCUUUCCAAGACGUCCGCAUAAACCACACUGUGAUUCUGGAUGACCCAUUUGACGACCCGCCAGGCCUCCCCAUACCCGAUCGUUCCCCAGAACCUACAAAAGAGCAGUUAGAUAGUGGUCGUAUAGGUGCCGAUGAAGAAAUUGACGACAAUAAAGGAAAACCAAUUGAGGAAAUUGAAGAACAACUGGCUGAGAAAGAAGCUAAGACCAAAGCUGUUCUUUUGGAAAUGGUUGGUGAUAUUCCAGAUGCAGAUAUAAAACCUCCUGAAAAUGUACUCUUUGUAUGUAAAUUGAAUCCUGUUACAACUGAUGAAGAUUUGGAGAUUAUCUUUUCAAGAUUUGGAAACAUUAAGAGCUGUGAAAUAAUACGGGACUGGAAAACAGGAGAAUCACUCUGCUACGCAUUUAUUGAAUUUGAAAAGGAAGAAGAUUGCGAGAAAGCCUAUUUUAAGAUGGAUAAUGUACUUAUUGAUGACAGGCGCAUUCAUGUCGAUUUCAGUCAGUCUGUUGCUAAAGUAAAAUGGAAAGGAAAAGGUGGAAAAUAUACCAAGGAUGAUUUUAAGGAAUAUGAGAAGGAUGCAGGAAAAUCUUCCAAGAUUGCCCUGAAAGACAAAGCUAAACCCAAACAAGACAGCAAAUAUGAGCUGGUAUUGGAUGAUGAUGUAGAAGACACCAGCAGUGAUCAGCGAUAUCCUUCUAAGCACAAAAUAGAAAAGAAACGGCACUGCUCUGAUGAUGAAGAUGACAGAAGAAUGAAAAAAACAAAGGAAUCCCACCAUAGAAGACAUGAAGAUGACUACUGUAGAGAGAAGAGGAAGAGUGAAAAGAAAGAUCACAGAAGAAGUCGUAGUCGAUCUCGGGAGCGCAGUAGCUACCAAAGCUCCAGAGAUAAGUCAAGAGAAGACACAAGGGAAAGAGACAGGGACAGGAGAAGAGAGAGAAGUCCAAAGCAGUAUAAAGACAGAUCUAAAUAUCGAGAAAGAGACUAAAAAGCAUGGAGAACACGAAAUAAUUGUGUAUUAAAGCUUACAAUUUUCACAAUAAAAUCAACUUUUU